Molecule: messenger RNA, 5597 nt
Organism: Tachysurus vachellii
Lineage: Eukaryota; Metazoa; Chordata; Actinopteri; Siluriformes; Bagridae
Gene: cyld
Product: cylindromatosis (turban tumor syndrome), a
Exons: 17
Coding region: 490-3351 (953 amino acids)
Biological process (GO): necroptotic process; regulation of mitotic cell cycle; positive regulation of extrinsic apoptotic signaling pathway
Cellular component (GO): cytosol
Molecular function (GO): K63-linked deubiquitinase activity; cysteine-type deubiquitinase activity
Source: RefSeq, a predicted model, not a curated record
GCGCACGCGAACACGUUAGAUUCGUUUAAUACACACUAUAAAUUAUUUAUAUUUUUAAACAAUUCGCUGCCGUUACGUCAUUAUUUCGUUUCAAUUUUCAGUCAAAAAUCCAGCUAAUUAAAAACCAAAAAAAAAAACUGUUAAUUUAACGCUGAUUGUAGUUCGCUACCUACACACCUACCUGCGUACCUAGCUAGCUAAGCUAUAUUAGCAUUUUUUAGCACGGUGCUAGCGGUGAGGCGGUUAGCAACAGCAGCUAGCACUCGCUAGCUAAGCCGAAACGUUCAUGUUUUGGUUGUAAACGUAAGAAAUAACGCAUCGGUGACAUUUCCACAUCAGAGACGAAGAGGUUUUCAUUGAACAAGGAGCUUCGAUAAGCUCUGGAUGCGUGGAUGAUCAUGCGAGUGCUUCAUCCCCAUCCUCGUGUCCAUCCCCGUGCUUGCUGACCCCUCACUUUUCGACCCUUUGAGUGGGCUCUGCGAUGCAGCCAUGAGCUCGGUGCUGUGGAGUCAGGAGAAAGGGGCGGGCAGCCCGCGAGAUGACUGGCGCUUCUUCAUGCUGCUGAAGGAAUGUGUGGUGGAGAAGGCCGGGCAGAAGGUGGUGCGUGUGCCGCGUGGGAGUCUAGGUCAAGUCUGUCCCGAGCGCACCACCCUGGGCCGCCCGCUGCCCCCCGCCAAGGGCAAGCGCAGCCUACGAAUUCUGGAUCAGAGCAACGUGGUGGCCAGCGUAGAUGAGCGCGACGCACUGGAGCUGGACGAGGCUCUGGCCGAGCUGCUCUUCCCCAUCACCAACUGUGAGGAGCGCUACGGGCUGCUGCGCGACACGGCGCGGCUCCAGCGCGCUCGCUCCAUACGCUGCGGCUCCAGGGUGCGAGUCCAGCUACGAUCCGGUGACCUGCCGCUACCUGGAGUCGUCAGAUUUAGAGGAGCUCUGCUGCCUGACCGAGCCCUGUCGGGGAUCUGGUUCGGCGUUGAGCUGCUGGAGGAGGGUCGUGGUCAGGGUUUUACAGAGGGCUCGUAUCAGGGUCAGCAGCUGUUCCGCUGUGAAGACGAGUGCGGCGUGUUUGUUGCUCUAGAUAAACUGGAGCUCUGGGAGGAUGAGGAGCUGGAGGUGGAUCACCUGAGCCUGGUGGACAACGAGCCGGACGUGGAAGGAGAUCUCCCGCCUCUGGAGCUCAACUCUCGCGUCCUGGUUCAAAUACACGAGGGCCCUGAACGUGGCACUGUCAUCUUCUGCGACCUUUUACCCGGCAACGAGACCCUCGGCUAUUACGUCGGAGUCGAUAUGGACAAUCCCAUCGGAGACUGGGACGGCGUGAUCGACGGGAAACUGCUGUGUAAUUUCGCCAGCCUCGAGCACACCCGUCUCGUGCCCAUCUGUGAUGUCAUUCCAGAGUACUCCAUGCAGGACCCGAGGCUGUCCAAAGCCAGCUUUACUCCCAGAGGGAGCAGUGAGAAGUCUGGCUGUCAGAGCAAACCAAAGAGCAAAGGGUUAGGUCUGCAGGCUGCCAGCAGAAGCAAGUCUGAGUUUUAUUAUACGUUAAACGGCAGCUCUGUCGAUCACCCGACCCAGUCCAAAUCCAAAAGCACGUGGUACAUAGACGAAGUGGGUGAAGACCCAGCUAAGUCCCUGACGGAAACGCCCCCCGACUUCAACCAGGCGUCACCGCCUCCCCGCACCCCGCCUACUGCCCCGUCACUGUCCAGUGACAACAAGUUUCACUCGCUGCCCUUCAGUCUGAGUCGCAAGAGCGGCCCCAAUGGGAGCAUGAGCCAUGGGCCGCUCUCGCUAUCCGUCCAGUCGGUGAUGGGUGAGCAGCAGGAGGCUCCGCCUCCACCAACAGCUCCCUCUCCGAGGCCUCCGUCGCCUCCUAAAGGUCAGCCGGGGUUAGAGGUUGGGUCACUGGUAGAGGUGAAGGAGAAUCCGCCCCUUUGCGGGGUGAUACGCUGGGUGGGCCUGCCACCUGGACUACUGGAGCCUCUCGCAGGACUGGAACUGGAAGAGGAGUGUGUAGGAUGCACUGACGGUACUUUUAAAGGCACACGUUACUUUACUUGUCCUCCAAAGAAAGCUUUGUUUGUGAAACUGAAAUGCUGCCGUCCAGAUUCACGCUUCCCUUCCCAGCACCACUCACCCAAUCCAAUCGAACGCUGUAACUCUAUAGCCUUUGGUGGUUACCUGAGUGAGGUAGUCAAUGAGAACACUCCUCCCCGUUCAGAGAGUGAUGGCCUAGAUGUGAUGGUCGGCAAGAAGAAAGGCAUUCAAGGUCACUACAACUCCUGCUACUUGGAUUCAACGCUCUUCUGUCUAUUUUCGUUUAGCUCAGUGUUGGACACGGUGUUACUGAGGCCGAAGUCUAAGACUGAUGUAGAAUACUACCUGGAGACACAGGAGCUGUUACGCACUGAGAUAGUCAACCCACUGCGGAUUCAUGGUUAUGUCUGUGCGACUAAGAUCAUGAAGUUGAGGAGAAUUCUAGAAAAGGUGGAGGCUGCUUCGGGAUUCACGUCUGAGGAGAAAGAUCCGGAAGAGUUUCUCAACAUCCUGUUUCACCACAUCCUGAGGGUCGACCCUCUGCUUAAGCUUCGCUCUGCUGGCCAAAAAGUUCAGGACUGUUACUUCUACCAGAUCUUCAUGGAUAAGAAAGAUAAAGUGCUUGUGCCGACUAGCCAACAACUGCUAGAGUGGUCCUUCAUCAACAGUGACCUCAAGUUUGCUGAGGCUCCCUCGUGUCUCAUCAUCCAGAUGCCUCGCUUUGGGAAGGACUUUAAGAUGUAUAAUAAGAUUUUCCCGUCUCUGGAGCUGGACAUCACGGAUCUUCUGGAAGACACACCCAGAGAGUGCCGUAUCUGUGGUGGUUUAGCUCUGUAUGAGUGCAGGGAGUGUUACGAAGAUUCUGACAUCACAGCAGGAAAGAUUAAGCAGUUCUGUGAAAAGUGCAAUACACAGGUGCAUCUACACCCACGGCGUAAGAGUCAUCGUUACAGCAAACUCUCGUUACCUAAAGAGCUUCAGGAGGGCACGUGGAGACAGGCUUCUUUCCCCCGUCAGCAGAUGGAGCUGUUCGCCGUGCUCUGCAUCGAAACCAGCCACUAUGUGGCUUUCGUUAAGUACGGCUCAGCCCCGUCCUCCUGGCUCUUCUUCGACAGCAUGGCCGACAGAGACGGUGGUCAGAACGGUUUUAACAUCCCGCAGGUGUCCCCGUGUCCUGAGGUGGGCGCGUACCUGAAAAUGACCCCCGAAGAGCUCCACGCGCUCGACCCUAAAAACAUCCAGGGUUACGCGCGCCGCCUGCUCUGCGAUGCUUACAUGUGCAUGUACCAGAGCCCUACAAUGAGCCUGUAUAAAUAAAAAAAUAUAUAUAAAUAAAAAAGAAACGAGAGUGAAGAAAAGAUGAAUAGGCACAAACGGAAGGAUUGAAGGUGAGAAGAGGUGAUGAUAAAAGAGAAAGAGAGAACAAAAGAGAUGCAGAGUUUCAAACUGACUCAGAGAUGGAGAAAGACUCCAUCGCACAGAACCAACACUUCCUAACUGUUACCGUUAUGCCUGAUUCUCUGUGUAUAUAGUCCAGUAUGAGGACAGGGAAGCUGAUUUGCACUGUUCAUGGUGUGUGUGUGUGUGUGUGUGUGUGUGUGUGUGUGUGUGUGUGUGUGUGUGUGUGUUAGAGUAUAUUGUAAUUUUUGGGCCGUAACCCAAAAACGGUGUCGUCUCGUUUUUUGUCGCUCCAGUACAGCAGAAAGGAACUGCUGUAACAAAUACUGAUCUGAAACCUCCUCACAUGCUCCGUACUUAUCCUUCAGAACCCCACCUGUAAAACACAUCCAGCACACGGUCGACUCGAGCGACCCGCGACGUCUCUCCGGCUUCCGUUUUCAGCCUCAGCCGUACUUUCCUGUAGCGUUUGUGUCCCUCGUGUCGACCUACGGCGUAAGGAAGCAUAAAGGAAAAGCUUUUACAUACUUACUGAAGUCUCUCGCUGUUCCUAAAGCGCACACAUGGUGUUUUUUUUUGUUUUUUUUUGUUUUUUUUAACAGGAUUCACAGUAAACCUUUGCAAGUUGUGUAUUAAUCGAAAGCAGGAGUUUCGGCUUUACCUGCUAGUAUAGCUAUCGAUAAAGCUAUGCUGUAUGAUACGCUAUGAAUCUGCCUGCUGUAAUAACAACUAACAGGUCAUCAGUAUACCUUGUGUGUGUGUGUGUGUGUGUGUGAGAGAGAGAUUCUUUACCAGGAAGUCGAUCGUUUUCGAAUAACAGCAGCGUUUUAUUAAUCACGCCGUUUACAAUUUUUUCAUCGUUAAACUUUGGAACUCUAUAACCGAGCAUUUAAUGUCGUGAAACGUUCACAAAGCAAAUUAGUUCCUUUUAUCACUCGCAUUAUAGCAGCAGAAGUCUCACUUUUUUUCUUUUUCUCCCUCAGCUAUUUCUUGAACUUAAUAAGGCGAAACAUACAAAGUCCCGUUUGCCUCAAAAACGGGACAUCUGAGCAAGAGAACAUGAAAAUUUCACAGAUUUUUCUAAUUCGAUUUAAAUAUAAUGUCUAGCAGAAGCAUUUGAAUUUUUUUCCAUGCUUAUUUCUAAAAUGAAGCAAAAGUGUUUUAUUUUAAUCAUUAAACAAGAAGGAAUAUUAGUUUGAUUUUUUUGACUCCUUUCACUAUCAGCUCCAGAGACACUGGAGACUCCUUCCAAAAAAAAAAAAAAAAAAUCAACAAAGAAAACAAUGAUUCGUUUUCUUUUAUUUGUUUAUUUUUUCUAUCCGUCCGCCUACGGUCAGAACUGGUUAGCUACAGGAGCUGCUGUUAUAGAAAAUGAAUCGACUAACUUCCUUCUAAACCAAUCAGAUUGGAGAUUUCAACAGCGCUGUGGUCUGUGUGUGUUUCUCCUGUUUAUUUCCUGUUUGUACAAAAGAUCUGCAGUUUUGAGGUGUAACAUCGGUGCAUCUGCCAUGUGGUUACAGUUCGUAUGUUCCGUCAGAACGCCGCUUCGCUCCCGCUCCUGCUGGCGGUUGUUUUCUACUGAGCAAAGCCUCAUCAGCAUUGUAGCAGGUGUAGAUUCUACACCACUUACCCAUCUUCUCAUGGAAACAUCUUAACAAAUUAUUCUCAUCGUUAUUAUUUUUAUCUCGGUUAUCCUAGGGUUUGAUAACGAGUGCGCGCGCGUGUGUGUAUGUUAAAAAGUGUUAAAAGGCUCUUGUGGAUUUUUCUAUCGAAACCGUAAGGAAAAGUCGUGCUCUGUUUAAGCGCUCGUCCGAGUUGGAGACGAAGACGGACGAAGAACGCAUCAUCUCAUCAGGUUUUUUUAUUUUAUUAUUAUUAAAUCUGUUUUUAUUUAUUUUAUUUUUUCUGUCGGAAUUCAGCUGCUUUGAAUUAACGCGUGUGGAUUUUAACAACGCCUCGUCAAAAGACGUCGAUGCUUUGCUGGUUGCACUGAUGAUGGUGGUGAAGUGUAAAGGCUUGUGCUGGUGCUUCAGUGUUGUACAGCUGGAAUAUUCCGUGUCUGGUGUUCCUGUUGUACUCCAACCCUGGUUUCGUUUAUUUGUGCUCCUCUUAUGGAUGUUAACUAAAUUAAAAUCCCAUUUUCCAAACAAUAGUUUGUAAAGAAA